UCAGAACCUAAAUGUACAUUGUUUCAGUUUAAACCUCUUGUCAUGGUGCACUGCAUCCAUAUUCCUUUUCGCUAUUGGUUAUUGCACACGUCCCUCUUCUUUCAGGACUUCCGCGAGCAAGGAUAUGACACUCAACCCUGGUAGCUCCUAUGGAUCUCUCUGGGAGGCUUUCUCAAGUGACGACGAAAACUUUUAUCUCGCGAUCAAGGACUCAGAGGAAACGACGCCAAAACCACACCGUGACGAUCCACUACAACCAGAAGAGCAGGAGGGAGAAACAUACGAGGUUGAAUAUGAUACCCUGAGGGCGGAGCUCUCCCAACCGAAGAACCGCGCGUUCUGGGCUUCUAGUCCGGAGCCGGACAUAGACCCAGAGGACGACAUAUCCACUCUCAUCGCUGUAUACGACGAAUCAUCCAAUGUUGUACCAACGCAACCGCAUCCUGUUGUAGUGCCAAGUUCCGAUACCAAAACCGGUUCGGAAACCACUAUCGUUGCCUCAGGCCACACAUGUAGCGAUACCGAUACCCGAAAACGUUCGAGAGACCUCUCCGAGCCAAGUGAAGAUACCCGUGCACUCAAGAUGCGCAAGACGGAACCAAGUCCGAAGAUAAAAAUUCACAAUGAUACCAAAUUAAACUGGGCUACCCCCUAUCACAUUGUAAGCGCUCAAUUAGAUAGUUGCUGUGGUUGAAAUACAAAAUUCUUCAGGCCCAUUGCCCAAAAUGGCAACGUCACUUUGAUCAGAAAAAAUUGCCCUUUGGUGUGCAAUGGGAGAUUAGCCGACUUGUCACCGCCGGAAAGUUGGUUUUCGACGAUAUAAAAAUGGAAAAGCUGGAUGUGCUGCAACACCUAGGAACGAAUGCAAAGGCAGCACCCCUGGUGGAGAAAAUCCUUGCCAAAGAUUUUGAUAUGCCUGAUCUUACUGUAGAUGCUAGUAGACGACCCGAUCCCUUUGAGAAGGAGAGGGAAUCAAAGUUUCCGUAUGUCGAGCUGGAUCAGGAGGAGGAAGAGUUCAACAAAGGGAAUAAAUUCGGCUGUCUUGGAUGCAAAGAAGAUGGUGAUGCUUGGUACGGAGGUAAAGUAGCGUUUCGUGGCAAGGUCAAAAAAGUUUCGUCCAAAUAUGCGGCCACUCCUGAGUUCACAGUUGAAUUGGAACGCCCGGAACUUUCUGCAAGCUACCGUUUCUCCCGCCGUUUCGGAUCGUCCUCAUUCUUUCGACUCAAGAUUCCCAAAGAACUUUGGAAGCACACCGAAUCACUGAUAGACUUCCUUUUACGGCCUUUUAUAUUAUGCGGUUUUGUUUAUCGGGCCGUUUACGAGAAGGAUAAAACUGUCAUUUUUGCCCGUACGAGUGAAUCACUUUCUGAUGUACCGGAAUCAAUUCAGAGCUCGCUCCGUGAGACGCUGAGCCUGCAGGAUUUUCUUGAGAUUCAUAAUCCAUUGAGCUUAAACAAGAACCAGACAGUAGCAAAAUGGGCUUCUCGCUUUGCCCUGGGACUAUCCACGUCCGCCCCCGGACUGAAAGUUUCGGGUGAGAAUAUUUUACUGCUCGAUGACAUCGUCUCUCCCGAGCCGCACAAGUCGGAUAUGACUGACGGUUCAGGUUUCAUAAAUCAGUCUGCACUACGGUUAUUGCACCACAAAUUUAAUUGGGAAGAAUGGCCGACUGCCAUACAAUGUCGAAUCGCCGGAGCCAAGGGCAUGCUUUUGCAGCAUCCCACCGAUAACGCUAGUGAACCUCGAGUUUGGAUAAGGCCUUCCCAGACCAAAAUCCGAUAUGCAACGAACUCGGACGAUGAUGCUCGUCUAAUCAUCGACGUCCUCCGAUCCUGUCAUUCGCGUACACAGUGUACUCUUGGCACAGAGACCAUCAUCAACCUAGCAGAAAAUGGUGUACCCCGUGCAGUUUUCUUUCGUCUAUUAGAUCGAGGUUUCGACCGUCUCUUGGAAUCUCUCACUACAUGGGAAGGAGUCAGUGCUAUGUACGAGUUAUGGUGCACGGUAGCGCGUUUGGGAGGUGUUAUGGCGGCACGGGCAGCUAGACUUCAACCUGGAUUGGCCCGGGUCAAAGGACAUUCUUCACGCGAUGCCCAAGUUGACGAUGAUGAAGAUGAUUUGGACGAGGAUGCCGAAGAAAUGUCUGUUGCGUGGUGGGUCGAUGAAAUUUCUGGACAACCUUCUUCUCUUGAGGAGACAGUGAUGUCGCUUUUGGACUCUGGGUUUACUCCAAUGAACUGUUCUGUUUUGAGGGAGAAACUAUCCAUGAUUGGCAGAUCGCAAAUUCGGAAUUAUGGGUCGCAGUAUAAGGUAGAGGUACCAAUGUCCUGUACGACAUUCAUCCAGCCUGACCCAUAUAACAUCCUCGAAGAGGGACAAGUAUUCUUCAAGAGUGCCCGUCGUAACUUUUUGAACAGAGAUGGGCUGGUUACCGACACGAUAAUUGGACCCGUUCUGGUAACCCGACAUCCUUGCAAGCUCCCGACAGACGUCCAAAAGUGGGAAGCUAUAGAUUGUCCGCAACUUCGAGAUAUGACCGGUAUCAUCUUUUUUUCCACGCGCGGCUCACGCAGGGCUGCGGACUUCCUAGGUGGGGGUGAUUACGAUGGCGACAAAGUAUUGCUUAUAUAUGAUCCCUCGAUUGUGGAUGACUUCAAGAAUGCGGACAUCAAUUUUGCAGAUCCACGUAUGGAUAUUGAGCGGGAUAAUUUUUCCAAACAUACGGAGACGGUAUCGCAAUUGCUGGAAAGAGCCGAACCGACUGAAGAACAACCUCUCGCUCGCGUUCGUGCAUUACAACAGUACCUUUUAGGAGGUCUCAAGAACAUGUCACUGGUCGGAGAGUACUCCAACAUGCAUGACUAUGCUACUUACACGCUGGGAUAUUCUCAUGAGGAGACGAUCCGCCUUGCGCACAUGUUUUGUCGAACAUUGGACGGGGCAAAAACCGGAUUGACUGUCCUUAAAGACGUCGUCGCAGCGGAUAGAAGGAAGUACAAACGUGUUGGUGCGAUGCAUUGGAAGAAGCGUUCCUCCCAGAAGUCGCAAUACACAAGCGAUGAGGGGAAAGUCAAGCGCCCAGUGGGGCUUCACCCGUUUAUCAUGGACGUCCUGAUUAAUUAUGCAGAGUGGAAGGCAAGGAACGUCGAACAGAAAUUCCAUGCUAAACUGGAGCAACAUAACCAACACAUUCCAGACCCACAUCUGAUUGCACCCUGGGAGGAGGCUCUGAAGCUUGCUAACCUAUGGAAGGACAAGGACUCCAACACCAUGCAUGAGAACUUGGAAAAGAUUGCAAGUCAUGUCAAACGCAUGUAUCAUAAGCAUCGAGAGCAAGUGAAGCAGAACUUCUCCAGCAAGUCCAAGGGGCGAGCAACGUUUACAGAUCUGCGAAUAGAGACUCGACAGAAUCAGCUGCGUGCAAUGUCGAAGGAGUUUGUGGCUUCGCCAACGUCAUCUGAGGUUAUGAUGACCGAAGCAGACUUAGCGCGACUCCGGGCGUCCUUUGCGUAUCUGUACGAUUCUGAAAUGAACAAGGGAAGGAAUGGGUGGACACGGUUCCCUUGGGAUGUUGCUAUGCGCGAGUUGUGUGCAAUCAAAGCAAGGGCGAUUGGGCCCUCGAAGACAGUCGAGGGGGGGUUCUACCAAAGGUUUACCAUGAAAAGUAGUCGCCAGUAGAACGCCAUUCCAUGAUGUUUUCUAUAGAGUAGC
Marasmius oreades (fairy-ring Marasmius) is the source of this 3711-nucleotide messenger RNA. RefSeq lists its product as uncharacterized. Gene Ontology annotation, molecular function: RNA-directed RNA polymerase activity. Gene Ontology annotation, biological process: siRNA processing. The record is from RefSeq and is a predicted model, not a curated record. Lineage: Eukaryota; Fungi; Basidiomycota; Agaricomycetes; Agaricales; Marasmiaceae. Gene Ontology annotation, cellular component: nuclear RNA-directed RNA polymerase complex. Bases 826 to 3678 code for a protein of 950 amino acids. The transcript has 14 exons.